Molecule: messenger RNA, 903 nt
Organism: Varroa destructor (honeybee mite)
Lineage: Eukaryota; Metazoa; Arthropoda; Arachnida; Mesostigmata; Varroidae
Product: ATP synthase subunit d, mitochondrial-like
Biological process (GO): proton motive force-driven ATP synthesis
Molecular function (GO): proton transmembrane transporter activity
Source: RefSeq, a predicted model, not a curated record
CUUAAAGGCUGUCUGUCUGUGUACCUGGUAGAAUCCGACGCAGCGUGAAACCCUUGGAACAUAAGUUCACCUUGCUCGUCCACAGUUAAAAAAUGGCUCGUCGCAUCGCAAAGAGCGCCAUUGACUGGGGCAAAUUCUUGGAGUACAUUCCUAAAGACGAGCUUGCGAACUUCCAGACGUUUAAGGCCAAAAGCGAAACCUACCUGCGUAACAUGUACGCUCUUCCGGAGAAUCUUCCCCAAAUUGACUUUUCGGUCUAUCGGAAACGUCUACCCAAUACUGCGCUGGUCGACGAGUUUGAGCAGAAGUACAAAGCGCUAAAGAUCCCUUACCCGACUGAUGCAGAGAGUAUACAGCAGAUCGAAGCUGAAACGAAACGCGCAAAUGAACAGGCAAAGCAGGACAUCGCAGAGUCGAAGCUUAGGAUCCAAUCCCAUCAGGAGCGCAUUGCCGUAAUGAAGAAAAUGAUUCCUUUGGAGCACAUGACCAUGGAGGACUAUUGGUUGGCUUACCCAGAAAGGGGAUUUAGACCUGACAAGCCUACAUUCUGGCCGCACACAGAAAAGUUCCAGGAGGAGGUUGCUGAGGGUCUAGAAGAACUCAAAGCUAGAUUGACUAAGAAGCAUUAAUGAGCGUACUAAGAAAGUUUAUAUGAUAUACAGACUGCGAUACCGACUGUACGGGCGGGAACGCACAAACGAUUGAGCAUUAGUCAGUUUGAGCCGUGAAAUUGUUUUAGCCUAUCAGGAUAAGCAUAAUGAGGUAACAACCUAAAGAAAACAAUGAAAACGAAUUAAAACCGUGUGAAAGAUUUUAUCGCUCUAAUAAAAUGAUAACUAUAAUACCAACGAACAUAUUCGAUAUAGGUAAGGAAAAUAAAGUACAGUUAUAGAAAUCAUAAAA